AUGCGGGGGCAGUUUCUUCUUCUUCUUAUUUUAGUCACGGUGGGUUGUUUUGCUGAAAACAAUCUGGAGGACCACAAAUCUGACAAUGUUAUCCUGUGUGAGAUCGAGGGAAAACUUGGGAAAAGUGACCAACGUCUUGAUGGAAACCUUGUCAACUGUCGAAGUUCUGGUCCGAAAUGCUCCAUCGACCUAAAUGACGGAUUCAAUACCACGAAGAAGAAUGUGAAGUGCCGAGAGUCGAAUGGGAACAUGUUUUGGGAAGUUGAGAAGCAUUGUUCCUUCCGCGUCCACUACAAGCGUAGAGCUGUAUGCAUCAGUGAGACUUCGGACUGCUCCAAUAUUCUCUUCACAUGCAGUUCCAUCACCACUUUCAAGCCAAUUUUCUUCAUUUCGAUCGGGAUCAUUGUCGGAAGCAGUCUUCUCGCUUUUCUGCUCCACUACAUCUAUCAAUAUUGCUAUCGAGUGGAAAACUAUACUCUUCCACAAACGUAA
Messenger RNA from Caenorhabditis remanei, 492 nucleotides. RefSeq lists its product as uncharacterized. Lineage: Eukaryota; Metazoa; Nematoda; Chromadorea; Rhabditida; Rhabditidae. Bases 1 to 492 code for a protein of 163 amino acids. The record is from RefSeq and is a predicted model, not a curated record. The transcript is spliced from 3 exons.